This is a messenger RNA of Helianthus annuus (common sunflower), 2435 nucleotides long. RefSeq lists its product as uncharacterized. The transcript has a single exon. NCBI's taxonomy places the organism in Eukaryota, Viridiplantae, Streptophyta, Magnoliopsida, Asterales, Asteraceae. The coding region runs from base 956 to 2320 and encodes 454 amino acids. The record is from RefSeq and is a predicted model, not a curated record. Gene Ontology annotation, molecular function: methyltransferase activity.
CCAAUCACCAGUGAGAUUGGCUAAUUGAGCUUUAACUUAUUUUGGUGUUCAAUUUUUUUGGAUUUUUUUUAGAUCUUGAUCUUGCAGUUUGUGAGAGGAUAAGCGGAGAUCGAUAGCGAAAGACGGGUUCAGUGAUUUGAAGCAUCUGUGCAAAUAUUAUUUAUUUCGUAAUCAUAUGAAAUGGAGUUAAUAGCGAAAGACGGGUUUGUGAGAGGAUAAGCAGAGAUCGAUAGCGUAGAACAAACAAGCUCGUGUAGUGACGGAAUCAGAACAUAAUAAAGUUUUGUUCUCUACCGACUACAACUAGCUAAGGGUCAAUUAAACACAUGUUUUUCAAUGAAAAACUCGGAUUUUAUAUAAAAACGAAAUGGAUGAGGGGUCGACAAUCUCCUUGAGCCCCUUAGUUCCAGCCCUGCUCGUUCAUCGUCAACGCCUGGAAAACCGAGGAGUUUUGGUGUACUUGUUCACGUUUUUCUUAUGGCAGGUGAGAACUUCCUUUAUUUAAGCGUUACUCCAUUGCUAUUUUCGUCGUAAAUUUUGCAUAACUUGUGCUGCAUUCUAUGCUUCGUGCUUCACAAUGUAGGUACACGCUAUUAUAAAACAAUUUUAUUUUGUUCUUGAUCCAUCUGUCAACCCAGUUGUUUAUUGUUCAGAUUUGAAUACUCCAAUAGAGGUAUAGAACCUUGAAUCUGAUUCCCAUUUGUUCUUAAACUAUUACUUAAAAUAAUCAAAAUCAAAUCUCGAAACUCAGUCCCAAAUCCAAUAAUUAAAAGAUUCUUAUCUGAAAAUAUACGAAAAGUUUAUAAUUAUUUUAAAUUCGUUAACUUUAUCUAACAAUGAAGCUACUCGUUUUCUAGCUAAUCAUUUAACCCCAAAUCAAGUAGUAGAACUAAAGUUUUCAUGAUUACCGGCAUGGGAAUCAUAUGAUUAUCGCAUUCGUUUGUAUGAUCGACGGAUGACGAAGAUGAAGUUAAGUAUAUUACGAGGAAUUCCCAGGUUUGUUUUCGUAUUGGGUGUUCUUUCACUUCUUUGUAUCGUUUAUUUCAAGUUCUACUCGUUGAAGCCUUUUCUUAUUUCGGAUACGAAAUGCAUCUAUGCUGCUAAUCCGCACGUUAACGAUCAUCUUCAAACCCAUAUAUUAGAAAUCGUUAUCAAGAAGAUAGAACACGAGCUAACCGAUAUUAGAGACUCCCACAAAGAUUCACCCGAGUCAUUGAGAUACGGUUCGUUUCUUGCAGACAUUGUAGGUCUAAUCGAGUCUGCAAAGUCUGGUGGUCCGGAAACCGAGGUUGUAACAGGGUUAAACCGGUCACAACCGGUUCAUAUCUCACCGGAUUUCUUUUUAACCGAAGAAAUCCGGAAAUAUGUUCGGGUAAAACCGAACAGAUUAGGAAAGCAAAACUUCAUGGGAGCGAACGGGACGUUUACAAGCAUAGGACACGCUUGUUUUUCAAUGAAAAAAGAACUCGAAGAGUAUAUGAAUUAUGAUGUGGGUGAUAUAUGCAAUGACGAUUGGAAACUGGCUCAACGGUUAAUGGUUCACGGGUGUGACCCGUUACCAAGAAGAAGAUGCUUUGCACGGGCCCCACAGUUUUACACGAAACCUUUCUCGUUCCCCGAGUCAAUGUGGAGCCUUCCCGAUGAUAAAAACGUGCGGUGGAGUCAAUACAGAUGCAAAAACUUCGCGUGUCUUGCUAACAACAAGACAGGUAAAGGUUUUUUCAAGUGUUCAGAUUGUUUCAAUCUGACUCAUCAUGAAAACCCGAGAUGGGUCAUACCCGUUUACCCGGACCCAUUUUCAAACUCGACUCCUGAUUUCCGAAUCACCGACAUUCUUGAUUUGAAGCCCGGUGAGAUACGUAUCGGGCUGGAUUUUAGCGUCGGGACGGGUACAUUUGCUGCCAGGAUGAGGGAACACAACGUGACGAUUGUAUCCGCUACUAUUAAUCUUGGCGCCCCAUUUAGUGAAAUGAUCGCGCUUCGGGGGCUUGUACCCAUUUACAUGACGAUAAAUCAACGGUUACCGUUUUUCGAUAACACGUUGGAUUUGAUCCACACGACGCGGUUUCUGGACGGGUGGAUCGAUUAUGUGUUGUUGGAUUAUAUACUUUAUGAUUGGGAUAGAGUACUUAGGCCAGGAGGGUUGUUAUGGAUUGACAGUUUUUUCUGUUUAAAAGAGGAUUUAGAGGGAUAUUUGGAGGGGUUUAACAUGUUAAGGUACAAAAAGCACAAAUGGGUUGUUGUACCAAAGGUUGAUAAAGAUGAUGACAGAGAGGUUUUCUUUUCUGCUGUUUUGGAGAAGCCUCCUAGGCCCUUCUAGUCACAAUGUACAAGUCUUGAUGCAUAAUGUAUAAGUAGCCAUACAAGUUGUAAUAUUAGUGUUAUUUUGAACUAUCAACAAUUCAAUGUAUAAUAAUUUUUUUUUCAGGCACCAA